Halichondria panicea is the source of this 1926-nucleotide messenger RNA. Its product is annotated as homeobox protein six1-like. The record is from RefSeq and is a predicted model, not a curated record. Gene Ontology annotation, molecular function: DNA-binding transcription factor activity, RNA polymerase II-specific; RNA polymerase II cis-regulatory region sequence-specific DNA binding. Gene Ontology annotation, biological process: regulation of transcription by RNA polymerase II. The transcript is spliced from 2 exons. NCBI's taxonomy places the organism in Eukaryota, Metazoa, Porifera, Demospongiae, Suberitida, Halichondriidae. Gene Ontology annotation, cellular component: transcription regulator complex; nucleus. Bases 197 to 1609 code for a protein of 470 amino acids.
GUAGUGGCAGUAGAUACCACAACAAGGUGUACGUGCAGCACUAAGUGGGUGAAUAUACCACAACGCUUGUAGAAUCCGGACAACUGCUCAGUAGCUGCAUCCCACACACUAAGAAAUGCACAUAUAGCUGUAUAUAAAAGUAGCUAUUUGUCAAUGUUAGCUUAGAAAAGUUAGCUUACUUCUUUCACUGUUCACAAUGCAGUGUUUGUCUUUUGCUAGGAACAUAAUGAACGGAUACCAGCUAUCAGCAGCCAUGAUUCCCUACAGUGCCUAUGGACUCUCUCAAGAACAAGUUGCUUGUGUCUGUGAUGUACUGCAGCAAAGCGGCAAUAUUGAAAGACUAGCAAGGUUCCUUUGGAGCUUGCCAGCCUGCGAGCAGAUCCAGAAGAAUGAGAGCGUUUUAAAAGCAAAAGCACUCAUUGCUUUCCACCAAGGUAGCUUCCAAGAGUUGUACAGAAUAAUCGAAAGCAACUCUUUCUUGCCCGAAUCUCAUCCUCGAAUGCAACAGCUCUGGCUGCAAGCUCACUACAUAGAGGCUGAACGCCUACGUGGAAAGCCACUAGGUGCUGUUGGCAAGUACAGAAUCAGGAGAAAGUUUCCUCUGCCUAGGACAAUCUGGGAUGGAGAAGAGACCAGCUACUGCUUCAAAGAGAAGUCAAGAGUGAUCCUGAGGAACUGGUACACCUCCAAUCCCUACCCAAGCCCAAGAGAGAAGCGUCAACUUGCAGAGCAGACAGGUCUAACUACCACCCAGGUCAGCAACUGGUUCAAGAACAGGAGACAGAGAGACAGAGCCUCCGAGACCAAACCAGGUCAAGGAAGUCCUAAUCCUCACUCUCUAAAGGACAACGUGAAAAGGGAAGAUCUGAGCCCUUCAAUAGAUGGUGACCUUCUCUCACCUAAAGAAGCACUAUUGGCUGCCUCUGACCUCGACCCUUCAACACUCCCUGAAGACUCUACUGAUUCAUUAUCAAGCCUUCCUAACUCACCUGGCACAGAGGGCUCGAUUAGAGACUCUGAAGAAUUCACAAAACUGUCUGUGUACUCUCCCACACAAGAUUCCCGUCAAUUUUCAAUCCCUGAAGAUAUCGCUACUGAAGCUCAGACAGACACUUCUCUACCGAACGUACCAGACAGCAAACACUUCGGCAGCUUGAGUGAAUCAGAGUACUCAGCCUCUUCCUCCACAGAGGCCAGCUAUUACGCGGCCAAUCCACCCUCAACUCGUGGCUAUGCCUACUCCCAAUCAUCCAUGUCUCCUAACUCUCUCAUCAGCCCAGCCACUGCCUAUCCUGGAUUCAAUCCGACUUUCUCCGGCUCUGAUGGUGGAGCGAUGAUGAUGAGUACUGGCAUGUACAAUCCAGCCUGUAUGAGCCCCACAGCAGCAUACAUGAGUCCCUACGGAACUUCAAGCAAACAGUACGCAUGGCCGUCCACGCCCAAUGGUGUGAACUAUGGUGCCGCUUUUGGAGCCCAUGAUCUGAUGUCAUCAGGAUAUGCAGCUGCCUCGUAUCAGCCAAACUACUCCCAAAUGACACGAUCUAAUUAUCCAACAGCUGCCUACUUCCCCUCCACACAGAUGCCGGCUACAACUAGUCCGACAUGUUAAUAAAAGGAAUUUCUGAUUCCUCUCCGACCAUACAAUGAUCAACACUCAACAGCUCAAAUCCGACCCUCAACAUUAUAGAUACUCAAAAUUUCGACAAUAUCUUUUAAUCUUAUAAUGAACUUCUCAUUUAUCUUUCAGUUUUUUUCCAUGCUCCAUAGAUAUUUUGGAAUACUGUCUUAUAACUCUUCAAAGACAGUAUACUUGGCAGUAUGCCUCUCACUUCUAGGUUUUAUUUUUGUACAGUCAGUUUAUAUUUAGUGAUAUUGUAAGUAACGCUAACCUAUACGUAACUGUUACAAAGAAAUUUUUUAACUAGA